AUGGGUUUCCUCGGGGUCUAUUCGGCCGUGUAUGAUUACCAGCCUCAGGGAGAGGGCGAACUGGGAAUCCGAGAGGGUGAUAUGCUGUACGUCUUGGAGAAGAACAGCGAGGAUGAUUGGUGGAAAGCCAAGAAGAAGGCAGAACGGGAUGACGAGGAUGAACCGGAGGGUUUAAUCCCGAACAACUACGUCGAGGAGGCGCAACCCGUACACCAGGCCAAGGCUCUUUUUGACUACACACGGCAGACAGACGAGGAGGUUUCGUUUUCGGAAGACGCUGAGAUACUGGUGUACGACAUUUCAGAUCCGGAUUGGACUUUGGUCGGAGUCAACUCAGACUUUGGAUUUGCGCCGGCGAACUACAUUGAAAUUGUGGAAGAUGUUGCUCCAACCGCAGAUGCCGCCGUUGUGUCGCCUCCAGCUCCCGCCGCCGAACCUGCAGCACCAUUCCCCCCUGCAAGACCGACGCAAGCCGCUCCAGAAGAAUAUGAGGAGACCCCAUCUCCGUCUCCCAUAGACCCGAUGCAGAACCCCGCCGCGGCCGCAAUUGCGAAUAUCAUCCAUCAACAGCACGCGCAUCCCCGCGCGCCAUCCGAACCUACACGAGAGGAGCUGCCGCCACCGCAGCUCCCCUCUCGGCCUCCCCAUGACCAAAUAGACGACCGCGAAGAAUCCCCUCCACCUGCCCUUCCGCGUCGACCGCCAUCUGAACAGUUCACUCCGCCAAUGCCCCAAUAUGAUCCCGACCCGUCUCCACCUCCGCCUCGCCCCCGGCAGCCAGCUCCUGCCAUGGGAGGCCACAGUCGGCCUUAUGUGAAAGAAUCCCCUCCGUACAACCGAGCUGGCGAGAUGACGCCGCGGUCGCCUUCUGGCUACCACAUCUACAACAUUAAUGAGAUGGUCGAAGUGAUGGGAAAACGGAAGAAGAUGCCGACAACAUUGGGUAUUAACAUGGCCACUGGAAUUAUCUUCAUCUCUCCCGAAGGCGACGACCGUCAGCAGGAGUGGACUGCGGAGAAGCUCACCCAUUACUCAAUUGAAGGCAAGCAUGUUUUCGUUGACCUUGUUCGACCCAGCAAGAGCAUAGAUUUCCAUGCGGGAGCCAAGGACACCGCUCAAGAGAUUGUGGCUGCUCUUGGUGAGAUUGCUGGGGCCUACCGAGCCGAAGGGCUGCGGGAGGUUAUUGCAGCUGGCGAAGGUGGCGGUGGUCAGAAGAAGGGCCAGAUAUUAUAUGAUUUCAUGGCUCAGGGUGACGAUGAAGUGACAGUGGCGGUGGGUGACGAAGUUAUCAUUGUUGAUGAUACCAAGGCCGAGGAAUGGUGGAUGGUCCGGCGCUUGAAGAACGGCAAGGAGGGCGUCGUUCCUAGUAGCUACGUCGAGAUCACCGGAUUUGUGACCAGCCAACCCACUCCUGGUGUGGAUUCGGCCAUGUCGACUGUGGAGAAGAACCGUUUGGAGGAAGCUCGGCUUGCCAAAGCUGCAAUGGGCAAGUCCAGGACCGAUUCGAUGGAUUCUAGUGAGCGCCACAAACGUGAUAGCAAGCGCGACAGCAAGUCCAAGUCAAAGCCGGAUCCCAGUAAAGUGAGGAAGUGGACGGAUCGAACCAAGGCUUUUACGGUGGAGGCACAGUAUAUCGGAUUGCUGGACGGCAAGAUUCAACUUCACAAGGUCAACGGUAUUAAGAUCGCCGUUCCUGUCGCGAAGAUGUCCGUCGAAGAUCUGGAGUAUGUGGAGAGGGUUGCCGGGGUUUCUCUUGACGAAGACAAGCCGCUCUCGAACAUUCGAGCUCGUGGCGUAUCCGAGGCCAAGCGAGGUUCUGCAGGUGCUACGGUGCAGCGCCCCGAGUAUGAUUGGUUCGACUUUUUCUUGAAGGCUGGCGUGGGCCCACACCAAUGCGAGCGCUAUGCGCAGAACUUCCUCAAGGAUUCUAUGGAUGAGUCUGUCUUGCCUGAUAUUUCUCCUGAGACUCUCCGCACCUUAGGUUUGAAGGAGGGUGAUAUUUUACGAGUCAUGCGCCACCUGGACACUACGCUCGGCCGCACUGGUUCUAAAUCCAAGCUUCGCAACGUGAGUUUCGGCGGAGAGGAAGUCAUUGGCAAUGGCGAGGAAGGUGGGCUCUUUGCAGGGCCUGGUGGUAUGCUGCGUAACAACACCCGCAAAGGGAGACCAACCCCGGCUGUGCAAGCUGGUGAUGUCGUUGAUCCCAAGGCGUUUGAACAGGCAAAUGGGUCAAAGCCUCAACCCGAGGAGCGGGCGGCAACUCCUCCAGCUCCUUCUGUGCCGGAGAAGCCCGUUUCCCGCGGAUUUGAUGAUGAUGCAUGGGAGGUGAAGAAGCCCAAAGAGACCACAGCGUCGCCCCCACCCUCUGGCGCCGCUUCACCACCAGCGACUCGCGCAUCGAUUCCAAAGCAGCUCACAGGUGCCGUGGCGGACCUGUCCAUUCUCCAGGCCCCUCUGCAGCCAACUCCCGCGCAACCAACUUCUACCCCGUCGGUGUCAAGUAUACCUACUCUUCAACCACAGCAGACUGCUGUGCAGAGUCCACCAGUGCAGCAGCCCCAGCAGACAGGUGCCACGCCAAGCUUCUUUACCCAAAUCGCACAAAUUGGUCAGCAUCAGCAGCAACAGCAGCAGGCUCAAGGAUUCAGCCCCCAGCAGACUGGAUUCCAGGCACAGGCCAGACAGCGCCCUCAGCCUCCACAGAACAUGGCCCAGAACUCGCUUCUCCCACCUCCUCCGCAGCGUCCGUUAUCGGCUCCACAGAAUUUCUCGCAGCAGCAGAAUGCCUUUGGCCCUCCUCCACUGCAGCCUCAGCUGACGGCAGUUCCGCAGCCUGGCCCUGCUCCACCUGGCCAGAGUUUGACUGAGCUGAACCAGCAGCACCUACAGGCUCAGAUGCAGCCGCAAGCGACUGGGUUCAUGGGACCGAACCAGUACCAGAAUGGAGUAAUGAUGCCUCAGCCGACUGGAUUUACUCCCCAGUCACAAUUCGGCAUUCAGCAGCAGCAACAGCAGCAACAGCAGCAGCAGCAGCCUUUCCCCAACGGCCAGCCAGGCUUCCAGGGCAUGGCUCCCCAACCUACAGGCUUUGGUGGAUUCGCACCACCCCAGCAGCCGAUGCAGACUGGCAUCAACUCAGUGCUGCCCCCUGCAUUACAGCCCCAGCAGACUGGUGUCAACGGCUUCGUCACCAACUCAUACUCGGUCACUUCUCUACCCCCCGUGCCGCCAAUUCCCCAGCAGCCGACCGCCACUCCUCUGUCACCCCAGAAGACUGGCCCGCCUCCAUCCAUCAGAUUUGGCGUCAAGCCAAAUGCGCCGAAGAUUGCCCCACAGCCGACGGGAAUGCGGGCCAACUUGUCCCAAGCUACGCCCAACAACCCCUUCGGCUUUUAA
This is a messenger RNA of Penicillium canariense, 3396 nucleotides long. Its product is annotated as cytoskeletal protein-binding protein SLA1. Gene Ontology annotation, molecular function: identical protein binding; cytoskeletal protein binding; protein-macromolecule adaptor activity. NCBI's taxonomy places the organism in Eukaryota, Fungi, Ascomycota, Eurotiomycetes, Eurotiales, Aspergillaceae. The record is from RefSeq and is a predicted model, not a curated record. Bases 1 to 3396 code for a protein of 1131 amino acids. The transcript is spliced from 5 exons.